Molecule: messenger RNA, 935 nt
Organism: Echinops telfairi (small Madagascar hedgehog)
Lineage: Eukaryota; Metazoa; Chordata; Mammalia; Afrosoricida; Tenrecidae
Gene: CBR3
Product: carbonyl reductase 3
Exons: 3
Coding region: 61-894 (277 amino acids)
Molecular function (GO): carbonyl reductase (NADPH) activity
Source: RefSeq, a predicted model, not a curated record
UGCUUCACAGACUCUGGCCAGCUCUCAGUGCAGGUCCCCCGCGCGCCCCUCCACACGGCCAUGUCGUCCUGCAGCCGCGUGGCGCUGGUGACCGGGGCCAACAAGGGCAUCGGCUUCGCCAUCACGCGCGAGCUGUGCCGGCACUUCUCCGGGGACGUGGUGCUGGCGGCGCGGGACGCGGAGCGCGGCCGGGCGGCCGUGCAGCAGCUGCAGACGGAGGGCCUGAACCCGCGCUUCCACCAGCUGGACAUCGACGACCCGCAGAGCAUCCGCGCGCUGCGGGACUUCCUGCGCCGCGAGUACGGCGGGCUGAACGUGCUGGUCAACAACGCGGGCAUCGCCUUCAAGUUUGAUGAUCCAACCCCCUUCGACAUCCAGGCUGAGAUGACACUGAAGACAAACUUCUUUGCCACGAGAAAUGUCUGCACUGAAUUACUGCCAAUAAUAAAACCUCAUGGCCGGGUCGUGAAUAUCAGUAGUUUGCAGGGCUCAAAAGCUCUGGAGAACUGCAGAGAAGACCUGCAGGAGAAGUUCCGAUGUGAGACACUGACGGAGGAGGACCUGGUGGACCUCAUGAAGAAGUUUGUGGAGGAUACGAAAAACGAAGUGCAUGAGCGGGAGGGCUGGCCCAGCUCAGCCUAUGGCAUGUCCAAGCUGGGGGUCACAGUCUUAUCAAGAAUCCAGGCCAGGAAUCUGGACGCGAAGAGAAAAGCCGACCGGAUUCUGCUGAAUGCCUGCUGCCCUGGCUGGGUGAAGACUGACAUGGCUGGGGAUUACGGCUCCAGGACUGUGGAGGAGGGGGCCGAGACGCCCGUCUACUUGGCCCUCCUGCCCCCAGAUGCUACUGAGCCUCAUGGCCAGCUGGUCCGGGACAAAGUCGUCCAGAACUGGUAAAUGUCUGUGCUGAAGCUCAGUGCUAAAUAAACAUCUGUGAC